Anopheles cruzii is the source of this 632-nucleotide messenger RNA. It is a transcript of the gene SC35, whose product is annotated as serine/arginine-rich splicing factor 2. NCBI's taxonomy places the organism in Eukaryota, Metazoa, Arthropoda, Insecta, Diptera, Culicidae. The record is from RefSeq and is a predicted model, not a curated record. Gene Ontology annotation, molecular function: RNA binding. Bases 87 to 602 code for a protein of 171 amino acids. The transcript has 3 exons.
CAAUCUUUACUGCAACCCGUGGGUGAAGCGUGCUAUAGUUGUUUUUAUCAAGUGGUUCCCGUAGGAAACGCGGAGAAUUCGCCAAAAUGAGUGGUUACGCUCGGCCACCGCCAAGAAUAGAUGGAAUGAUCUCACUGAAGGUCGAUAACUUGACGUACCGCACCACUCCGGACGACCUGCGACGUGUUUUCGAACGUUGCGGUGAGGUGGGCGAUAUUUACAUUCCCCGUGACAGACAUACACGCGAAAGCCGUGGAUUUGCCUUCGUACGAUUCUAUGACAAGCGUGACGCCGAAGACGCACUAGACGCCAUGGAUGGUCGCAUGUUGGACGGUAGGGAGCUGCGCGUCCAGAUGGCGCGCUACGGCCGUCCGACUUCGCCGCAGCGUCGUGGCGGCGGCGGCAACAGGCACAAUGGACGGGAACGUGGUCGUUCCCGUGAACGGUAUCGUCGCCGAUCGCGAUCCCGCAGCGCCGAGCGUCACCGUCGCACCUACUCACGCUCCAAGUCCCGGUCACCGCGUUCCCGCUCGGGUAGCAAAUCUUCGCGCGGCAAAGAGUCUCGCUCUCGCAGCCCGGCGGAACGUACCGGACAUUAUUAAGUCUCGCAUUGGCGGUGUAUUCGUUUUCGU